CAUCUCUUUUUCUCUCUACUAGUAUUAUCAUCACAAACAAAAAUGGGUAGCAUUCCUAUUCUCCAUGCAUUCAUCCUCUCUCUUCAAGUGAUAGCAUUAACCAGCUCCAUUUCUACUACGGCUAACUCGGCUCCCUAUUCGGCUGCUCCACACCAAGCACCAUCUCCAGCCCCCUCUCACCACCACCAUCACCACCACUACCGCCACAACCUUUCAAAGCCUCCUACUUCAUCAGCUAAGCCACCCACUUAUCAGCCUGUCCAGCCGCCAACUAAAGCUCCAGUUUCGGCUCCAUACAGUAAGCCACCAAGUAAAGCUCCAGCUCCAUACAGCAAGUCACCAGCUAAGGCUCCAGCUCCAUACAGUAAACCACCAAGUAAAGCUCCAUUCUCGGCUCCAUAUAGUAAGCCGCCAAGUAAAGCUCCAGCUCCAUACAGUAAGCCGGCAGCUAAAGCUCCGGCUCCGGCUCCGGCUUUGGCUCCACAUAGUAUGCCGCCGAGAAAGCUAGUAGCUGUUGAAGGUGUUAUUUACUGUAAGAACUGUACUUAUGCUGGUGUUGAUACUCUCUUGGGUGCUUCUCCUCUUUCUGGAGCAACAGUGGAGCUAAGGUGCAGGAACACAAAGUACAUGAUAAAAAAGACAGCAGCAACAGACAAAAAUGGGUUCUUCUUUUUACAAGCUCCUAAGUACAUCACCACUUAUGGGGCCCAUAAAUGCAGGGUCUUUUUAGUAAAAAGGCCCAAGAAUGGUGGGCCCUGUUCCCAUGCAACCAAUCUUAAUGGAGGAGUCUCUGGUGCUUUUCUCUUCCUUAACAAAAAGUUGGCCCCACCACCUAAGCCUUUGCCUUUCUCUAUCUUCACUGUGGGUCCCUUUGCAUUUGAACCUUCCAAGUGUUUCAAACACUAGAAAAUGAAAUUCAAAGAAAAAAAAAAUGUUUACAUAUCUUCACUUAGUUUCCCAUGCUUUGUUUUCUUUAAAAAGGUAGGAAUUCAGCAAUGUCAGAUUUUAAUCGAUAUAUGUAAGAUUUCCUUUGUUUUAUUUAAUGGUAUUGUAUUGGUUUGAAGCAAACUUUUAAUGCUACCCCCUUUUAUUGGUCUUGCUUGAAUGUGUAAUUUGAUAUAUUAUCCUUUUUUAUUGUGAUAUUAUGAAAA
Amaranthus tricolor (Joseph's coat) is the source of this 1151-nucleotide messenger RNA. Its product is annotated as non-classical arabinogalactan protein 31-like. Lineage: Eukaryota; Viridiplantae; Streptophyta; Magnoliopsida; Caryophyllales; Amaranthaceae. The record is from RefSeq and is a predicted model, not a curated record. The transcript has 2 exons. Bases 43 to 906 code for a protein of 287 amino acids.